Pestalotiopsis fici W106-1 is the source of this 1719-nucleotide messenger RNA. RefSeq lists its product as uncharacterized. The record is from RefSeq and is a predicted model, not a curated record. The coding region runs from base 1 to 1719 and encodes 572 amino acids. The transcript has 5 exons. NCBI's taxonomy places the organism in Eukaryota, Fungi, Ascomycota, Sordariomycetes, Amphisphaeriales, Sporocadaceae.
AUGGGCCAGCAACACAGAUUUAGUGGGAGGGAGUAUUACCCAUCACUGGGUCCUUCUUCCUGGGAUACCCGCGGUGCAGCAAUUGACGAAAAUCAAGGCACUGAACAGCAGCAUGUCUCGGGGAGGACUGGGGCGCCACCAGAACCCAUUCAACAAAUCCUACGCAAUCAUGCUCACCUUCCUGUCAAGUGCUUUUACAUGUUUUGCAUUCUGGAGGACGGCAAAGAUGUCAGCUUCUGUACACCUGGUACGCUAUCACAGGCAAGCGUGACAAGUCUUUCGGAGCACGUCAAGCACAUGUUUCCGCCAAAUGGAAUAUCUGCAUCGACGCCUUCUUAUGAAGAUCAGAUCCCAUACCGACGCUCAGCUUUUGACAUCAAGCCAGCCCUCGACUUGGAAACACCAGAGAGUUUCAGUGUUGGAAGCCAGAUUCCCCGAAAGCGGCGUGGGCAUUUUGACGACGUGCAACCCCGUACCGUGACCAAGUAUACAAAGCCCAUCAUGGUCAAAGAUGCUCCACAGCUAUGGCUCUUUUACGAGCAACGUUUCAAAAAUUGUCAGCAAGCUGCUUGCAAACUCAUUGCAAAAAUUUGGAUCAAGACUGUCGAGCCAAAGAAACAAUCCAAUCAUCCAUACACGGGAAAUGAUGGAAAGGCACCGGACUGGUGGCCAAAAGCUCACCCCAAUGCCAGUGCGGACGAAAAGGUCAGACACAAGGAGCCUGACCACUUGUACAAGAGAGAGAGGCUUCGUCUACUCGGCCACAUUCUGCGAAUGGUGAUGGAGCCGCCCAGCCGCCAACAUCCCGACAUUAAGAAAUUGCAGCUCAGUGUGGCCAAGCUUGAAGAAGUCACAAUGGAGGCGCUAAAUGGCUGGUUUGCGGAUACUAGCAGUCCGUCAAACGGGGCAAAGAAGCCAUACUUGGAGGAGAUUUUCAAAAUUGCAAAACAGGAAGAAAGGUUCCGAGACGGAAUGAUUGACGGAACCACAAGAGUCCAUGUUUCUACGGAUGAUAGGCUCAUGGAUGGCAAAAUGUCGGACACGGAAGAAACUAGCCCGUCGCGAGUUGGUGACCAAGACCGCAAGUCGACCUCACGAAGCCUCACGCCCCACGGAGGACUUGCCGCAGAACUGGCCCCGUACGGAAGCGCUCAAGGCACGCUCGAUGAAGCCGAUGAAUCCACAAACGGAGCUUAUCUCAACGAUGUGAUGAUAAGAGGCCAUACGUAUGCGCCAACACUUGAGAGCUCGGAUUUUCAAGAGGAGGUAGCAAGGUAUGGCGAGGUUGCCGCAAUACCUAGCGGGCCGCCAAUGCAGGGAUUCGCCAGUAUGAAUUACUUAUCAGGCCCCGACCCGACGAGAAGACCCGUUGCUGAGACACAAUCGGAGUUUCCCGCAUCAUCGACGGCAGGCAGUUUUGAUCAUUGGGCAAAUACCUCCAGUGCCAACUCUUCGGCAGUGUAUUCCAUGACUGGCCACCCGUUUCAGCCGAAUCAUUCGACAGCCGUUGGCCAUUCCACGGGUCCCAUGACUCCAUCACACAACUAUUCCAUGUUCUAUGAUGGCAUGCCACGCAGCCAUGAUCUGGGUCCGCCACCCUUUAGCCGGUUGGGCCCAAUGCCAUCUCCCACAGGUUACCCCGAUUAUGGACAACCCGGUUUACGGGAUCUCCCGGAUCCGAAUGUCAAGCAAGAGGCAUAUACUAGGAAUAUUAACUAA